ACCAAGUGAAUAUGGAGAAACACUGGUCUGCAGUUUGUGCUUUGAUUUUAGUACUCGGUGUAUAUGUGCACUUGGACACAGCUUUUCCUGCAGACACUGAGUGCAGUGUGAGAGAAAACCGAGGAAAAUGUCCAAAAAGGUUCUGGGGCAUUGGGCUGUGUGCAGAGUUUUGCACGAAUGACUGCGACUGCCCCAGUAAUAAGAAAUGCUGUUCCAAUGGAUGUGGACAUGAGUGCAUGGAACCAAUGACAGAGAAGCCAGGCAACUGUCGUCGGCCCCAGGGAACCCAGCUGUGUGCCGAGUUCUGCUAUCAUGAUGGUGAAUGUCCAGGAGCAGAGAAGUGCUGCAAGACGACCUGCGGCCAUGCCUGCAGUGUGCCCUGCUGAUUGGUCAGCAACAGACUCUGCUGCAUGUGUGCACUUGUUUGAUUUCUUUCACUAAAUAAUUCUACAUUUUCAUAGUGGCACACUUAACUGAGCACCAGUUUGCACAAUGUUUAAUGGUUGGGGUUUUAGAAAGUACUUUUUGUAUGUUUGUAUACACAAGUGUGUUCACAAAUCUUCUAAAUAUAAGGAUUUUGUGAACACUACCUUGACAAGGUAAACUUCUUUACACACUGAAAAUUAACAUUUGCAAGGAAUCGUUCUCUGCCUUUAACUGUUUAAUUGUCAAUAACGUGUUGAUCAGUUACUGUCAAAGUAAUAAUACUGUAUAUUCAUUCUUCAUUUUAUAUAUGCAGUUUAAAAGUAUGGAGCACUUAUUAAUUUGUCUAUCAAUAAAUAAACAUGUUUGCAGAA
Solea solea (common sole) is the source of this 797-nucleotide messenger RNA. RefSeq names its product WAP four-disulfide core domain 2 (gene wfdc2). Gene Ontology annotation, molecular function: peptidase inhibitor activity. NCBI's taxonomy places the organism in Eukaryota, Metazoa, Chordata, Actinopteri, Pleuronectiformes, Soleidae. The coding region runs from base 12 to 386 and encodes 124 amino acids. Gene Ontology annotation, biological process: innate immune response; antibacterial humoral response. Gene Ontology annotation, cellular component: extracellular region. The transcript has 3 exons. The record is from RefSeq and is a predicted model, not a curated record.